GUUUUAUCCUUUACUCCACAAAGCCAUAGCCACAAAGUGAAGGUUGAAAUGAAAUGUCAUGCAGUGCCUGAUACAAGCCCUUUCCCUGGUCCUUUCCCUACAGAAGAUCUUACAUCUACACCCGUAAAGGCAAGCAAGUCUUCGAAGCAUACCCUUACCCAAACAUCUAAAAAGGAAGGGCAACCCAUGAAGAAAGUUCUCAAACAAGAUGCUACCAUAGAACUGUUCCAGAAAUUACAAGAUCUUUGCAUCCAAGAUGAAGGGCAGUGUGUAAAGCGUGAAGAUCUUAUGGAGGUUCUGGGAGGCCACUCUAAAAACCUUGUCACAAAGUCUUUAAAAGCAGUGUUUCCUCUUUGUCAAAAAAAGAGGAUAAAGAAAGCUGGACAACAAAUCACCUACUACAUGAACAUCACAUUCAAGCAAAAAGAUGCUGUUGUUCCUCUCCCCAUUGAAAGCCUUGAGGAUGAGAUGAAAGCAAGGCUAUGCAAGCUUGAGGAUAGAAUGACUGAGACCUGGCAGUUAAUAUUAGACAGUGAUAAGGUAUUCAUGAAAUGAUAAAAAUAAAUACAAAAAGCCCAAA
This is a messenger RNA of Nematostella vectensis (starlet sea anemone), 580 nucleotides long. RefSeq lists its product as uncharacterized. The coding region runs from base 49 to 555 and encodes 168 amino acids. The record is from RefSeq and is a predicted model, not a curated record. NCBI's taxonomy places the organism in Eukaryota, Metazoa, Cnidaria, Anthozoa, Actiniaria, Edwardsiidae. The transcript is spliced from 3 exons.